Molecule: messenger RNA, 9996 nt
Organism: Monomorium pharaonis (pharaoh ant)
Lineage: Eukaryota; Metazoa; Arthropoda; Insecta; Hymenoptera; Formicidae
Gene: Ddr
Product: discoidin domain-containing receptor 2
Exons: 19
Coding region: 1756-4611 (951 amino acids)
Biological process (GO): positive regulation of kinase activity; multicellular organism development; protein phosphorylation
Cellular component (GO): signaling receptor complex
Molecular function (GO): ATP binding; collagen binding; protein tyrosine kinase collagen receptor activity
Source: RefSeq, a predicted model, not a curated record
UUAAGUUGAAUACAUAAAUACAACUGAAGAAAUUUAAUUAAGUCAAAUUGUAAAAUUUAGUCACUCUACUUUUUUCUUGAUGUAGACCAAAAAAGUUAUAAAAGUUUAAAAUCUUUUUAUAAUUAUCUUUUAUAAUAUUGAAAAAUCAAUGGUAAAAUAUGUCAAUUUUUUAUUAAGAUAUUAUCUAGCUAUCGCAUUACUUUAAAUUAUGAAUACAAAGAAUCAUUUGCUAAUGAUAAACUCUUAUCAUUUAUGCUUUUCUGUCUGUCCCAUUUAUUCUACGAUAAGAUUAAAGUAAUACUACAGCAUUUCUCAAUCAAUUUUAAAUUUAUUUAUUUUAAAGAGAAAUUUUUAAUAAGUCUAUUAAGUCUUAAUAAGUGAUAUUGUUAUCUCCUUUGUAAUUAACUGUUGAUUCACUUAAACACGAGGCUCCGUAUGAGGAUACGCACGACAGUGCGAGCAUAUGGUCAAUCAUUGAGUAUCUGGCUGGUCGUGCGGAGGAUAGCGCUGAUUGGUCCGUCGUCGCCGGUUGGUUGACGCGGCUCGUGGCUUUCGGCUCGCCGAGCUCGAGUCGGCUCGCUCAGUCGUACUCGAACCGCGCAUCGGACAGGGUGGUGUGCUACCCUCUCUCGCGAUUCCGCGGCAACUCCGUUGUGUGCGUGUGCGCAUACGUCAGCUUGCCAUGCGAGACGUACCACGUUGCUCGUCCUCGAGCGUUGUGCUUUGGAUGCGUUGUCAGAUACGAGGCGCGAGAGUGAAUUUAUUAUAGACGAGAUACAUUUCGAAUUAUCGCGAUCACACCAGGCAUUACGAUUUCAAUAAUUAUCGCGAAAUCAGAGCGGAGUACCGUGAUCACUGCCGAUGUGUUGCUCAAUCAAUAAGUUAUCUAUCACAGAACGAUUGACGUACGAUGCAAUACCGUAAUUGCUGCGCGCCGCUACGCGAAAUUAUUCGUUUAAAUGGAGCAACGUGGUGAGACUGUCGCCAUCAAAGCUCGUAGCCGUCCUCGAAGCUCGCAACUGCCCUCGAUAUCCACUGCCGCAUAAACGCACGACGGCACGCUCGAGCGAAUGAAAAAUCCGAUAAAGGCGGAUCGUUUUCCAUUCGGGAGGUACGCUGUCGCGGCGACAAGGAGGACGACGAAACGCGAAAAGGGUCCACUUGACCCCGCGAGAUCGAACGCGGCGCAAACACUGACGCGUUCUCUUUCAAAAGACGAUCGCACGAAUUCAUCAUCCACGCGUCGCCGGCGAUCGAGUGUACCCUGGCUGACGUUCAAAGGGAUAUAUGUAGGGCGGAGACAGAGUUGGAUGCUCCAGCCGACGCCAGAACGCCUGUAAUUCGCGCGCGUACAGAUGUCCUUUCUCGCGCGUACGAGGAGGAUCCUUUUCAACGGAUGUGCGCACAGCGGGGGAGAUAGAUCGUCUUCGACGUAAUCUGGCGUUGACGUGACCUAGCCUAACUUUUGCUCGAACUCCACCUGGUCUUCGUCUAUUCCCCCUCCCCCUUUCUCCUCCCUCGAAGGUUUAUCGUGUAUGUGAGAGUGUGUACGACGGCGCGCGCGGCCGUCCAUCCAAAACUGUGUGUCCCGUCGGAUGGGGUGUAACUUCGCGCAUUAGCCGGGGGAUUAACUACCGCUACGUCGAAGAUGCAGUAAAAAGCUCAGCUCCUGUGGAAGUUAUCGCAUUCGAACAUCGACACGAGCCUGUAACCACCUUGCGACCAUCACGAUGCCAGGAACGUGCUUGAUGACCGAUGUGGUCAGGACAGCGGAUAGUUAGUGAUGAGGAGGAGCAAGUUAUCGGCGUGCCGACGGCCCAGGUCACCAGUAACAUGCCAGUCCUUGGUCCCAGCGCCGAUCCAACUCCACUUCGAGGACUUCUGAUCGCCAUCUUCGUCCUAUUGUCCCUGCCGCGUUGUCGCUGCACGGAUCUAGGACAAUGCACUACAGCGUUGGGUAUGGAGAGCGGAGAAAUCCCCGAUGAAGACAUCUCGGCGAGUUCUAUGUACGAUCCCAGCCUCGGACCGAAACAUGCCAGGCUACGACAAGACAAGGGUGGCGGCGCCUGGUGUCCGAGAAAUAUGGUAACCAAGGAAGGCAAGGAAUACCUGGAAGUGAAUCUGCACACUCCGCGUUUACUAACGUCCACCAAGACGCAAGGUAGAUUCGGCAACGGCAACGGGGUCGAGUACACCGAGGAGUACUUUGUCGAGUAUUGGCGACCAGGGUUCAACAAGUGGGUGCGAUGGAGGAAUCGACGUGGCGUAGAGCUUUUGGUGGGCAAUAACAAUCCAUAUUCGGAAGAGGAACAGAUCUUCGAUCCAGCUAUAGUUGCAACAAAAAUCCGCUUUAUCCCUUACACCUCUCAUAUGCGUACAGUAUGUAUGCGCAUAGAGCUUUACGGCUGCUCAUGGACGGAGGGUCUCGUCUCGUAUUCCAUGCCCCAAGGAAUCAAGAGGGGCUCCGAGGUUGACCUAUCCGACAGGACGUACGACGGCCGCGAAGAAGCGGGUUACCUCUCCGGGGGACUUGGUCAACUUGUCGACGGGCAAAAGGGUCCCGACAACUUCAGAUUGGACGUCAGCGGCAACGGAAAGGGAUACGAAUGGGUCGGCUGGCGAAACGACACACCCAACAUGCUCGGACGUCCGGUGGAAAUAACUUUUGAGUUCGACUACUCGAGGAACUUCACUGCCAUACACCUACACAUGAACAAUUACUUCACGAAGGACGUGCAGGUUUUCUCAUACGCGAAGGUCUACCUCGGCACAGGUGGCAACCAGUUUACCGGCGAACCUGUCCAUUUCUCUUACAUACCCGAUCAGGUGCUGGAGCAGGCGCGCGAGGUCACCAUAAAACUGCACUCGCGCGCCGGCCGCUUCCUGAAGUUGCAGCUCUACUUCGCCGCGCGGUGGAUCAUGCUCAGCGAGGUAAUCUUCGAGUCAGUUAUCUCCGAAUGGAACAAUACCGAGGACGAGGAGGUAAAAAACAAGAGCGCCAUUGUACUGGCGACCGGCAGCCCCUAUCAAAAUAACGAGGGUCCACUGCAGAGAGACGAAGUGAAGGCUACUUUUAAUAAGGAGGAAAGCAAAGAUAACACCUUUCCAGAUAAGAGCAAAGAGCCGGAAUCGAAGCAGUUCGUUGGUUUAGUUAUCGGCAUCCUGACGACUGUAAUUGUGAUGCUGCUCGCGGCGAUCAUGUUCAUCUUCUAUAGAAACCGUAGGCUCAAAGCUGCUCUCUCACCGUCAAAUUUCUUUGAUCAACAGGGUGAUCUCAAGGUCUCCGUGCCGGAGGACGGCGAGGACAAGGGACCAAUUUGCCCCCCGCUUCCGGCGCAGUACCAGCCAGCCACCUACAGCACGACGACGCCGCAAUUACACAAAACCGUCACGGAUUACAACACCGGGAUCAACGAGGUGCAGCCGGUUAUUCCGCUCCUGCUUAACUCGACGAUCAAUCUUGCCAGGCCAAUUCCGGCGGUCCAAGAAUAUCCGUCUAACCCGCCGCCCAUACCGCCCCCGCCGGAAAAGUAUUACGCCAGUACGGAGAUCUGUAAGAGUCCUUUGCCGCCACUGCCACCCUCGCCGACACCAAGUACACCACCGCCAAUGAGCGCGAAAGCUUCUAGCAGUGUAACCAGCUACAGUCCGGAAGAUAUGCUCACGGAGGAAGAGGAGGAAAUACCCGAGUGUGCCCUUGAUUUUCCACGGGAAAAACUCAAUAUCGUUGAAAAUCUUGGCUGCGGAUACUUCGGCGAUGUUCAUCUUUGCGAGGUCGACAGGUUUCCUGGAUACGAUGAGAUCUUCAGAAAUACCUCCAACGAUCUAGUUAUUGUUAAAUCCUUGAAACCAGGAUCUUCCGACGCUCUUAGGAUAGAAUUUCAACAGGAGGCAAAGAGACUGGUACGACUCGCCGAUCGAAAUGUCGCGCGGCUACUCGGUGCCAGCCUCGAGGACGAUCCCAUGUGCAUCGUAUUGGAAAACGGCGAGUAUGGGGAUUUGAACCAAUAUCUGCAGAGUCACAUCGCCGAAACUUCGAAUUUGCACACGGCCAAAACACUUAGUUUCGGCACAUUGGUUUACAUGGCCACGCAAAUAGCAUCCGGCAUGAAGUAUCUUGAGGAAAUGGACUUCGUGCAUCGGGAUCUCGCCACAAGGAAUUGUAUCGUGUGUCGCGGAUGCACGGUUAAAGUAUCUGAUUUGGGCAGUGGACGAAGCGCAUAUGCGGCGGAUUACUUCCGUGUCGAAGGACGUCCUCCAUUACCGAUUCGAUGGAUGUCAUGGGAAUCGAUGCUAAUGGGAAGGUACACGUGCAAGGGCGACGUCUGGGCGUUCGCCGUCACGCUGUGGGAAAUUCUGACGUUCGCACGGGAGCAGCCCUUCGAGGAGUUUCCAGAUCAUCGAAUAGUGGAGAACGCGACUUACUUUUAUCAAGAGGAUGAGCGAAGGAUGAUACUGCCGCUGCCAAAAAACUGUCCUAAAGAGAUCUAUGACCUGAUGCGCGAGUGUUGGCAGAGGAACGACGUCGACCGACCAAACUUCCGCGAGAUCCACCUGUUCCUGCAACGAAAAAAUCUCGGCUACAAGCCCGGUGAGUCGAACGAUACUUGAUAUAGAGAACUAGAAGGCUGGAAUCUCAUCCGGCUUUCUAUGAUCGGCGAAUUAAACGGCAAUUGGUGGAACUGUCCCUCAUCGACCAAGCUAGACCAAGUUAGACCAAGUUAGUACCUAGGGUGACGAUCCAUAAAUCGGCUGUAACGAACGUAAUUGUUUGCAAUGGCGUGGUCGGAUGCGUUCACCGUGUCGAUGAUGAUCGUCGUACGAUAACACUUAAGAGGAGAAGCCGUAGGAGUCUACGAAUUGAUCGCGCAAAACCUUCUACGGUUCACGACAUUAAGAAUCACAGUUCUCUUGUCAACGCUACACAUCGCUGUAAGCUUAGUCGAUAACCGGUGUGAACCGCACAAAUCAUUGUUGCCGUAAAAUGCAAACUACUGUACAAAAAAUUCGCUUUUUUAAUUUUUUUUCCAACAUCAAAACUGUUAUCGCCGCGAAAACUGGAUCGGCUCUCUAUUUCGAUACUAUCAGGAUACGCAUAAUCUAAUGAUGCGUAAUGCUUGACAAUAGCAAUAGAAUGUUAAUUUUUUUAUACGCGUGCAAUUUUUUGACCUGAGAAAUAUUAAUUUUUAUAUACAUUCUAUUUGACUGACAUAUCCAACUCGAUUCCGAUCUUAUUCUUGUGUGUGCAACUUCUUUUCGUUUCUCUUCUCUUUCUUCGCGCGCUAUUCUUAUAUUAAUCGCCUACAGAAGUUAGACGCGUUGACCAAAACGGAUAGCCCCGCUAUAAUGACACCGUGAAUCCACGGCAUCGUAUCCGAGCUCGAGCAAUCGAAAUGGAUAGAUUAUGAUUUUGAUCCGUGGCAUUCGAUACGAAAUGGGAACGUCACUAGUGUUGGCAAUACGAGGGGAGCACGUUCGAUAAAUCGCACAUACGCUGUUCCGAAAUUGAUACUGUCAGCAAACAAGCUUAUGAUAUUCCCGCCGUAACGGCACUCGUGUCACGUUCGGGAUAUACGUGGAUCGGACUCGAAAAUCGUGCGUUGUACGUAACAUUUCUGCCGACGAAUAACGUAGUCAUUUUCUAAAACUCUAAUUAUUAAAAUUUUAAAAAGUAGAUUUUAUCCAAGAUUGAAGUCCGCCAACUUUCGUCGUGGGAUUACAUUUUUGGGCCUUUUAUACGUCGGUUUCAUAAACGUAUUUGCAAAAAAAAUUUGUUUUCCCAAAAAUAUAUAAUUAUAUAUACAUAUAUAUACGUGUAUACAUAUACCAUUUUUAAGAUAAUUAAGCGAAUUGUUGUUUUUAGGAAAGCAAAAUCUCUAUUAUGAGCGUAUACGAUCGAGUCGAUUAUAAUAUUAAUCAAUGUAUUUCCGGUGAUGUUUAACGAAACUAUUUGUACUCUUUGCUAUCCAUUUUAUUUUCCAAGCUAUCAUUCGAGAAGACAAAUGUAAAGACAAGGCUAAUUAUCGUUCAUUCAACCGUUUAAUUGCACCGACCAAUAUCCUUCCCUCCAAUUCGGACGACGAUUUCUCGUUAACUUUUUAAUUGAACACUCGCCACAGUGGCGCACAGAAAGAAUUAUAUACGAACGUCGCUUCAAGGAGCUUAUCGAUGCACAAAAAAUUGUGAAAUGGGUUAAGAGGAACAUUUUAUAAAAUUAAACAUUGCGCCCGUACAAGAAGCAUUUUUCGAAGAGUACGGGAAGAGGAGUAAUCUUAAGCCGUGUUAAGUUUGUGUUAAGUUCUCUUAAAUUACUCUUAAGCUUAAGAUGCGCUUAGCCGAAGUGCAUAAAUGUUUGACAAUACCAUUAGAGGUUGCAGUAUAAUAUAAAUUCAUAUAAAGUGUGUAAAGAAUGUUGAAGGAUUUAAUCGAUAAUGUAAAUUAUUAGAUUAUUGUAAGACCGGCAUUUUAUUGGCGGUCGUAUCGCAUAAUCGUUUUAGGAUUGUUAAUUCUAUCGAUACACACAAAACUUCUCUCGUGCCCCGUUGCUCAUCUUGGGCAAAAGCUGUAGGUUGGAUGUACCAUGAUUUUAGGGGGAAAAAGGAGCACAUGUGACCUGACGUUAAGUUUAUAAUGUGGAAUAGAGAUAGACGAUUUACCCGGCAAAUGUUUUUGCUUCGUUUCGCACCCAUAAAAAUCCGGUUAGCUUUCCGAGCGGUCUACAGACUACUAAUCAAAUGUUUGGUGUAAUAAAUUUAUUUAAGCUGCUUUUUCUUUUAACGAUAAAAUUUCUGAGAUUAUUUGUUCUCUGAAUUUUUAUGACUCGCUACUCAAAUCAACACACAUAUUUCAGCAGUAAAAUACAUUUCCAGGUAAAUGGCUAUCGUUAGUAUGAAAUACUGAAAGACUUAUAUACUUGUUAGAAUGAUUCUGUACGUGUAGCGAAGGGAAAACAAUAAUUGUGCGAAACACGACAGAGAUAUUCCGUGACGUUCAAAGACUUGUAUGUACGUCGCGUAAAUCCCGAUAUGUUAUUCUAGGUACCUAGCCUUACGCAGGCUCAAGAGACUCAUGCUCGUGAUCUGUAAGAUAAUUAAGAAUAGAACAUAUAAGCGAUGAAUGUGUACGGUUAAACAAUUAUGGAAAAGAAGGAUUCUCGUUUCUUUUUACAUCGUGUUCUUCGCGGAAUUUCAGAUUUAUAUCAGAAGUAAAAUAAAUUAACAGGAUUAUCUAUUUAUCUUUACUCUCGGAUAAAUACGUAAGGUAAAUAUGAUUAAUAAAUAUCUUUCAUAAUUUUUUAAUCUUUAUAUUUUCUAGUAAUACUUUGUUUCUUUUAUUUUUUUGUUCAAAUUAUGAAAUAUUAUUUACAUUGUUAAUUACAAAUUUAUUUGGAUCAGGAUUUCAGUUUCUCUAAAUCAAUGAUGAAUAAAUAAACGAUAAAUUUUUAUUUAUUUUUGUUUGAUUAUUGUUUUAAUUAUUGUGGAAAUGAGAAAUCUAAUGUUGACAGUUGAUGAUUUGAUAUAUAUGUUAAAAAUAUCUUAAGGACUACUGCCACUGCGUUAGCGAAACGAAUAUAUCGAGUGAUAUUCAUCGUGGACUUUUAAUUCGAGGUUCAGCGAUCAAUACUUUAAAAAUGAUCUUAAUUCUUUACAUACUCAUGUUCAAUCUUUUAAAUGUAUGUAAAUGGUACGAUCGCCAGAAAAUCCAAACGUUCGAUCCUGCAGGACUCACGAAUGUAUCUUUUACAGGGCCGAUGUAUAUAUAUAAUCACUUGGGAGAAUAUAUAAUGUAGCGAUAAUUUUAGACUGACACUUCCUGCACGAUCGAACGUGACUCAAACUACGUUAUACAUAUUUCUUCCUACAAAAAGAAAUAUAAAAUUAGAAUCUUCCGCAUAUAACUUUUUGUAUCGGUCGUUUUAAUUUACUCGAAGGGAAAAAUCCAUAAAGUACGUGGUUCACAGCGUUAAAUAUUCAACAAAAAUGUAAUGAUUUAUUUUAUAUAAAAAAACAUAUCAUUUAAAUAAUGACAUAUCUUUCUAAUGGCAGAUCUUUCACAAUUAUCAUUGGAAAUUCGACAUAUCGUAUACAUAUCGUUAUCUUUAUUAGUUUGAAAGAUGAUUGAUUUUAGUAGUCAAUUCACAACGACAAGUUCUUUCUGUAGGAAGCGUUCUCCUUAACAUUCAGAGGAAACCAUAAGUGUGAAAAUUAUUGUAGAUUAUUACGUAAUCGAAUCAACUCCGCCGACUAUUUAUUCUCAACAUAGUGAUAAUCUAUUAAGGUGGACGGAAGAAAAUACUUUGUACAAUUUUUUAAUAAUGAUACCCCCGUAACUGUUGUAAGUGCAUCCAAUUCCGAUCUCAUAUUAUACGUUUCUUCCAAUAAGCGCAUCGGCGAGAUGGUUGAAAGUGAAUCAGGCCGCAAAAUCAAAAAAUUCCUCCCACUGCAGAAGUAUCUUAAAUCACGCACAGUGAUAUUUACAAACUGAUAUAGUGUAAUUAUUAAGAUUAAAUUAAGUUAAAUAGUAUGAGGAUAAGGAAGAUUUAUAGAGCAAAACGUUUGCAAAAUUUAUAUAAUGAGAUUUUGUACUAUCUCGAAACGUCGCUUAAUCGCCUAAUACGUAACACAAUUCAGUGCAUCGACCAAUACGUCGAGGAAGACAAUAUCGCGAAAUGUGCUUCAGCAGUGGUACGAAAUACGAUUCAAUGAGAAAAGAACUUUACCAUUUCUCUGGCGAACGAAAAAGAUUUACACAAUUUAUUCGGGCAUCGCUCGAGCGUAUCCACGUUCGCUGGAGUCUGAUUUUCGUUGAACAACGCGUUCUCUCUUUUACCAGCUCAAACGAGCUCUAUUUUUCAUGCGUACGCAGCCAAUGGCAGCGGACCCGAUCGCGUACUCGCCUCUCGCCGUUAGACGCAAACAAAAGUCGAAACUCGGACGCUCCGAGUACACGCGGAUUCCGCGCGUUUGCCGAUGGAAUUUAAUAUCUGCUGCCUUCGUUACGAAACACACGGCCAUGCUUUUUUUCCAUCCCUUUUCCCCCAACUCUUGUUCGCCUCAUCCCUCACUAUUCAUUCUUCGCGCUCGUUUCUCAAUGCAAUCGAGGAGGCAUCAGCCGAGAGAGAGACACGAUCUUUGCUUAAAAUACACAAUAGAAUCGAACGAAGUGGAACAGCAUACAAAUCGAAUUAAAUUCCUGCAUCGCGUAUACGUAAUUGUUAUUCGGACUCAUCGCAUGCCAAUUUGAAAUUCUUUGAUCUCAGGUACUGACAGAUCGCACUGACAUGACUUGCGCGAGUAAAACAUCUGCGAGAAAAUUUGAUAACUCGUAACUCUUAGCUUAAAAUUUUCUAUGAAUCUUAUGAAUAAAUAAAAAUCUACGUUUGUGCCUCGCGUAAAAUUUAAUGCACAAAAGUAAUCAGUAAUUCGUGAAUUUAACGUAAUCUUUCAGGUUUCUAUGAUUUUAUUUUCAAAAUGUUCCGCGUGAGGUUGCUUCUGAUUUCUCAAACUUUCAAGUUAUAUGAAACAUUGUGCGAUAUAAAGGGCGUUUUUAUUGAUAUCGUGUAGAUCUGUAUAUCCUCAGUUUACAGUCAUCUAUCAUAUCACCAUUGUCUGUCGAAUAAUUUAAGUAAAAAACAUGCUCUCUCUCUCUUUCUCCCCUCCCCUCCCCUCCCCUUCCCUCUCUCGCCUACGACAGCCUUUGGACAAAUAAAUAUCGUCGUUCCAGGCUGCUAGACAUGCAUGACGAAACGGCACACGCCAAUCUCUGCGUGCAAAUAUAAACGGUGAAAUGGGUUGUAAAUAAGCAGACUGCGCACAGUGGCUAGUAUAGGGCCAGUUAUCUAUUGUUAUCGGCGGACAUAUUGACUAUUGUACGGCGAUCAGACAUACCUUCCUGGCUAUCCCUCUCUUCCCUUGCGACCCUGUAUAAAUGUCACGCAACUGUAUUUAAUACGUUUGUACAUAGCGAUUCGUUUUCAAUAAAUAUUCAACGCUUUGA